GGAGCGCACAGAGAGCUCCUGUACACUAAAUACUGCUCACCUCAUUCCUCUGAACACAGUAACUCACUGAAUAAUUACUGAACAUCAUCAGAAACCGAGUCUCAUCACUACACAACACUGAGACACUGAGAGCUGAACACCAGUGCUGGAACUAACAAGAGGAGUUCAGAUAGAAGAACUGAACUGAACAGGUUCACUCUGUGUGAAGGACGUUCUCGACCAGAAGCUCCAUGAUGGAGUUUUACCACAUCCUGGGCGUACCCAGAAACGCCACUCCGGACGACAUAAAGAAAGCGUACAGAAAACAGGCAUUAAAAUGGCAUCCGGACAAAAACCCCAACAACAAAGUGGAGGCGGAGAGGAGGUUUAAGGAGAUCUCGAAAGCGUACGAGAUCCUGUCAGACGAGAAGAAGCGCAGCCAGUACGACAGAUUCGGUAAAGACGGCGUCAGAGCAGGAGCAGGACCAGGACGUAAUGACGAGCACUUCGGUGGCGGGUUCACAUUCCGUGACCCUGAGGAGGUCUUCAAGGAGUUCUUUGGAGGCAAAGACCCGUUUGCUGACUUUUUGGGAGAUGACCCGUUUGACCCAUUUGGGGUUGGCGGUGGCCGAGGACAAAGGGGUCCGAUGAGUCAGAACAGGGGCGCGUUCUUCCAAGGGUUCGGUGGAUUCCCGCCUUUUGGAGGUGAAAUGCCCGGCUUUAACCCAGGGUGCCCAUCCUUCGGGCCCGGGCCCCCGCCGAUGGGCGGAGGCAACUUCACAUCGUUCUCCUCUUCCUCGUUCGGUGGCGACGGUGGCAUGGGAAACUUCAACUCCGUCUCCACGUCCACCAAUAUCGUCAACGGCAAAAAGAUCACCACCAAAAGCACCGUGGGGAACGGUCAGGAGCAGGUGGAGGUGUUUGAGGACGGCGUGCUGAAGUCCGUUACGGUGAACGGUAAGGAGCAGAAAAUCAACAACUAAUGACCGACAGCUAAAAGUCGUGGAGAUGGAAACGUUGACCUCCAGUACAACCAGAAUCAUUCCAGCCUAUGAUGGGUCACGUCAAACACCCGAGUAGCCGGGGUGCACUGUAGCUGGCAUUAGGCACAAGAUUUCUUUAUUAUUGUUAUUAUUAUUAUUAUGGGACCAACAGGUGUUAGUUUAUGGGCAACUACAUUCCUUCUACUCUUUAUCUCACUCUUUAACUCAGUGCCAGGGCCCUUCAUCUCCGACAUGGGGCAUGUUUUCCACUAGACUCAAGUGACACCAGGAACUCACAGCCUUUUUACUUCCACGUCCACAAAUUUAUCGACUUCUGAUCAACAUUAAAACAGACAGAGCAGAUUUGGUUGGGAAUUAAACACUGCAAGACUGCAAAGGGGUCCAAAAAUGUAGAAAUAAUACAGAAGCCACUAGUGGUGGCCAACCAGUUUACUUCACUACUUUACUUCGCUGAACUUUGACCCAGUUUGCUGUUCGCUGACCUUUUCAAAGCUCCUCCAAUGUAGCGUUUUGUUUUUAUAAAAAGCACGAUAAAAAGCACGAUAAAUCACGGCACAGCGGCCAAGAUCCAAAACACAGCAAAAAGAAAAUCAUAACCGCUGCUUACCUGAGCUUCUGUUCUUCCAGAUGCUAUUACAUUUAUAAGCGUGUGUCCCAUUAGGAAUAGAAUUCGUUAUUUUGUAAAUGUGCUUAUAAUUAAAAACCUCCAAACUUUUCCCGGUCGUGAAGUAAAACAGGAAGUCGUUAGAAAGCCGAUCGAGCGUUUCAUUACCACGUCAUCUGUGUGACGCAAACUGAAUAAAUGUGAAAAACAGCAUUUCUUACUAACAAUUACAAUCAGAAGCUCUGAUUGGUUCAGAAAGCGGUUCUUAAAAUCAUUAGUGCCGAUUCUGUAGGAGCGUUCCAUUCACCCCAGUUGUUCCUGUGAAGUGCACUACGUAGGGUAUUCCACCAUUUUAAGUGAGAUUCCAAUCCAAAGUAGGGAGUAGGGAGCGACACUUCAUCACUACGCCGGAAGCUGGCUGGAACAUUUACUCAUUGCGUGCGUUCCGGGUUAAAAAGGCCGGAGCGUUAUUAUUAUUAGAGAGCUAAAUAUUUAUAAUAAUAAUAAUUAAAUAUAUAUACAUAGAAUUGUCACACGUAACUAAUGUUAACACAUGCUGAUGCUAGCGACUCUUGUUGUUCAUGAGUCAUUUUCUCGCGAGUCAUCAGUCGAGUCAGAGUCAUUUGAAACGAGUGCCCAUCUCUGGUCCACUGUCACUAUAUAUAAGUAUUAAUACUAAUAAUAAUAUUGAAGUCCAGAUGUUUGGGUCAGUGUGAUCAGGACGUCUCACCGGUGGAUUGGCCGACCAGUUCCUGAUAAGCAUUCCAGAGUUCCUGAAAGAGCACCAGUACCAGUUUCCAGCUGGUAUGAAAAGGGUACCAGAGCGCCACUGAUUAACCCCUCCUCAGUCUCCAUGUAACCCUUCCUACUGAAUUCCAACUGGUUUCACUGGUGAUCGUUUACAUUCCAUUAAUCCAGCUUCAAUUCAUAUCCACAACCGCUUCCUGUUUAGCCGUUUAUCUUCUCUCACUCCUGCAUGAUUUGCCGCCAGCUCGAACCUGAGACUGUUCAUGACUACUUGAUUAAACAUGCAUAUUCAUCUUAUUUAUGUGUGUUAUAAACACUGUGGAAUAAAGUUUCAUGAUGAAUAAAAUCACGUGAUGCUGCA
This is a messenger RNA of Trichomycterus rosablanca, 2695 nucleotides long. It is a transcript of the gene dnajb6b, whose product is annotated as DnaJ heat shock protein family (Hsp40) member B6b. Gene Ontology annotation, molecular function: Hsp70 protein binding. The transcript has 8 exons. Bases 231 to 962 code for a protein of 243 amino acids. NCBI's taxonomy places the organism in Eukaryota, Metazoa, Chordata, Actinopteri, Siluriformes, Trichomycteridae. The record is from RefSeq and is a predicted model, not a curated record.